This is a messenger RNA of Exophiala dermatitidis NIH/UT8656, 1383 nucleotides long. RefSeq names its product alpha-methylacyl-CoA racemase. Gene Ontology annotation, molecular function: catalytic activity. The coding region runs from base 1 to 1383 and encodes 460 amino acids. The record is from RefSeq and is a predicted model, not a curated record. The transcript has a single exon. Lineage: Eukaryota; Fungi; Ascomycota; Eurotiomycetes; Chaetothyriales; Herpotrichiellaceae.
AUGAAACAUAAAGUCCUACGGAGGUGUCUCGACAUCAAUAUCGUAUUGCCAGCCCGGAGGACGGACUUCGCCUUGACCAGCGUUGCACACCUUCGAGGUCAGCGGAAUCUGUCGUCGAGCAGCACUGCUUCGCGGGCCAUCUCCAGAAACAACAUCAAUAGGCAGCACCAGCAUCGCCAUGCCUCGUCAGCAAGCAAGGCUUCUCCCACCUCCACCAGCACGCCUCGACCGCUGGACGGAAUCACCGUGGUCAGCAUUGAACAGGCUAUAGCGGCACCGUUCUGCACCCGGCAGCUGGCGGACCAGGGAGCUCGAGUAAUCAAGAUCGAGCGGCCGGGCGUAGGGGAUUUCGCGCGGGACUACGACACGCGAGUGAACGGCCUGGCAUCUCAUUUUGUGUGGACGAACCGGUCCAAGGAGAGUCUGGCAUUGGAUCUCAAAGCACCUCGAGACCUUGAAAUAUUGAAGAAACUGCUGGGUCGUGCCGAUGUGCUGGUGCAGAACCUUGCUCCCGGAGCGACGGCGCGCAUGGGUUUGUCGUAUAAUCAGCUCAAGGACAUUCAUCCGUCCCUGAUCGUGUGUGACAUAUCGGGCUAUGGGCAGGACGGACCUUACAGCAAGAAGAAGGCGUACGACCUGUUGGUUCAAGCGGAGGGCGGCAUGCUUUCAGUGACGGGGACCAAGACGGAACCGGCCAAAGUGGGCAUCUCAAUCGCAGACAUCUCGGCGGGAAUGUACGCCUACAGCAACAUUCUGGCGGCGUUGAUUCUGCGCCAGAAGACCGGUAAGGGCAGCUGGCUCGACAUCUCGUUGCUCGAGAGCAUGGUCGAAUGGAUGGGAUUUCCUCUCUACUACACUUACAACGGCGCCCCCGGCCCUACGCCCACGGGCGCCUCGCAUGCCGCCAUAUACCCCUAUGGCCCAUUCGAGACGGGCGACGGUGGCUCCGUCAUGCUGGGCAUCCAGAACGAGCGCGAGUGGGCCAAGUUCUGCGACAUUGUGCUCGAAGACUCAACCCUGGCCCUGGACCCGCGGUUUGCCAAUAACUCGCUGCGCGUCCAGAACCGUGACGAGCUCCGCGAUAUCAUCCACCGCGCUCUCCGCAAGUAUUCGGUCGCCCAGGCCGUCGAGAAGCUCGAGGAGGCUUCCAUCGCCAAUGCCGCCGUCAACACCAUGCAGGGUGUUUGGGAACAUCCUCAGCUUAGAGCCCGGCAUCGCUGGACCCAGGUCGAGACGCCCAAGGGCAUUGUGCCCGCUUUGCUUCCCCCUGGCUUUGCACCGGUCAAAGAGGGCGUCGAUGGAUUGCGACCGAGAAUGGACAAGAUCCCUGAGGUGGGAGAGCACAACAAGAAGAUCCUGAAGGAGCUGGGCAUUGAAGAGUAG